Molecule: messenger RNA, 2631 nt
Organism: Brettanomyces bruxellensis
Lineage: Eukaryota; Fungi; Ascomycota; Pichiomycetes; Pichiales; Pichiaceae
Exons: 1
Coding region: 1-2631 (876 amino acids)
Biological process (GO): positive regulation of rRNA processing; positive regulation of transcription by RNA polymerase I
Cellular component (GO): nucleolus
Molecular function (GO): protein binding; RNA binding
Source: RefSeq, a predicted model, not a curated record
AUGCCAGAAAUAGAAACGGAUUGGAAGCUGGGAUUCAACUCUGGAGGAAAACUCCUUUCCCACAAACAUGUGAUAUCCAUGGAUGGAAAAUAUACAAUUGCCAUAUUUAAAACGCACUUGAAAGUUUAUUCACUUGAUACGAGGCAAAGCAUCAGGAACAUUGAUUUAGACAGAGAUCUAUCUGAUGUGACAGAUGUGAAGAUCAGUUCAAAAGAUGCCUUGUUGCUAUAUCUUUUCACGCCAAAUCAGAUCUUGGUGGUCAACUGGAAAAACGAGCUUGAGAGUGGCCCUAUAGUAAAGCAGUACACUUUGUCAAUGGAGCAGAAACAGGAUGGAAUAAAGCACAAAUAUGGACAAAUACUGAAAUUGAUUGAUUUUUGCGAGCAAAAAGAGUCCAAAGAGGAUGAAUCAAAGGAGGAAUCUUCCAACUUAGAGACGGUCUUUGUACUAUUAUGUGGUAAGCCACGGGAAAAGAAGGGAAACUACUUGCAUUCGGCCCACACAAGAUACAUUGUAAGAUAUUCAGCGACCAGCAACACUCUGGAGGAGUUGUUGACCAUAGAGGGAGAGCUUUUAUCUGCUAAAUCCACAGAUGGAACAAAUCUAGCCUUUGUGACGAAUAAAAACAACCUUUUGUACGUACAGGUGAAACAAGACGGGGAUCAGGAUGCAUUAGAGCUCAGCUCACACAAAUACAAGUUCCCUUAUAAGACCACAGUUUGUAGUUUGGCGGUUUCCAAUGGCGAAUCUCCGCUGGUUGCAUUAGGAACGGUCUCAGGUGUGAUUCAACUGCUUUAUCUUGGCAGUGACGAGCAGACGACAUACGAUAAUCAAAGAUUGCUCAAGUGGCAUGUUGAUGGAGUCUCUGCUGUUGAGUUUAGUCCAGACGGAAGCUAUUUACUCUCUGGAGGAAGAGAAAAGGUUCUUGUUCUGUGGCAGUUGGAGACAGAAAAGCAGCAGUUCUUGCCGAGAUUGAACGGGCCAAUAUUUGAUAUUUCAAUAGACAGCCGUGUUGAGCAACUAUAUGGUUUAACGUUGGAGUUGACACCAAGCACGCAGCAUGGUGCUGAGCGUUACUACGAGUUUCUUGUGUUGAAUGCCUUGGACUUGUCGUCAAAAUUGGACGUGAAUGGAAUAAGGCCGAGGUUCUCGGUGGAUCUUCACAAAACACUACAGAGAGAUGCGAAAAAGUUCUUGCAGAGGGCAAAUAAAGUGGACGAGGAGUCUCUCACGAAGAUUAGACAUGACGUGACAACAUCUUUUGAAGUAGAACCAGAGAGUGGCGAUCUAUAUCUUCCCUUUGGAUCCUAUAUGCAAGUGUACAACAUGACCAAAAACGAACAGGUGUAUGUUGCGGCAAUGGCACAGGCAAUGCAGCAAGGUAAAGUGAGACAGGAAGCGGAAAUUGAGGAUCCGAUGAUCGAGCAGUUUGUGUUUUCCAAGGAUGGAUCAUGGAUGUGUACGUUUGACGCUUUGAAAGCUCCACAAAUCGAUGGGCUCAUGUCAUCCAAGGAUGUUAAGUACUGCCUCAAGUUUUGGAAAUAUGUGGAGGGUGCAAGCAAUGCAGAUAAUGGUAAGCCUGGCAACCAUGUGGGCUUCCACUGGGAGCUUUGCACGAAAAUUCUUGAUCCGCAUGGUCCAAAUGUGAAGAUAGCAGCAAUAAUUCCGGCACCACGGACAUAUUACAACGGUUUGGCGUUUGCAACGGCUGAUACAAAGGGAGGUGUGCGUCUCUGGAGGCCUAGAAUCCCGAAGGAAAUAUACUCGAAGGUUCCAAACAAGAAAAUGCAGCAGACUGCCUGGACUUUGCGCCGUCUCCGACUCGGAAGUGGCCAAUUACAGACUCCCAGUGUUGCAUUAGCCUGGUCUCCAGACUCUUCUCUCAUUGCCGUCGCUCAGGAAACCAGUUUAAUUCUUUUGGACAUCAACACAUUCGAACCCGUGUCAGAAAUGCCGCUGCCAUCACUUGCUGAUUCAAGAAUCCGGAGUUUGACAAUUAUUGGAAAUUACAUAGUCGUCUUGACGAAACAGAAGCUUAUAGCAUUCAACUUGCUCACUUACCAGAUGAGUCCCUUGGCUGUGCGGAUCGAGACACCUUUGGGAGGUAAGAGUUUGAUGGCUGUUGAUGAGGAUAGAGAUCUCAUAUGCUUCUGUGCGAACUACUAUCAUGUGAACAAAUCUGCAAAAUCCAAUACUAAGGUGGAGAUCAGAUCCAGAAUCUUCAUAUUUGAUCCAUCCUCUCUAAAGCCCGUCUCUAUAAAGGACCAUGAAUGCGCCAUUGCAUGUGUCAAGUACUCAAAGGUUGUCUCAGGGUUCAUUCUUCUAGAUAUAAAUUCAAGGGUCGGUGUGUUGAAUACUGUUACGAGCACUUUCUUGCUAGAGGAAGAGCGCAGAAAGGAGGAAAAGAAAGCUUACGAGAUGGCUAUGUUGCUUAAUAAUGCCCAGUAUGUUUCUGAGAUCACUGCAGCCAAUUCAGCUUCAUCGAAGAAGGAAAAGAGCGAAAUUGGAGAUGAUACUGAAGAAUUGGCUGUUCACAAACCUAUAAAUCCAGACAGACUUGAGUCUGUCCUCUCCAAUAUGGAGGGAUUACCUGUUGAGGCUCUGUUUGAUAGGGUGAUGAAUAUUUUGUAA